This is a messenger RNA of Penicillium angulare, 792 nucleotides long. Its product is annotated as ATPase AAA-type core. The transcript is spliced from 2 exons. NCBI's taxonomy places the organism in Eukaryota, Fungi, Ascomycota, Eurotiomycetes, Eurotiales, Aspergillaceae. Bases 1 to 792 code for a protein of 263 amino acids. The record is from RefSeq and is a predicted model, not a curated record.
AUGGCCGACGAAAAGAAUCUUCCGGACGAAGCAGCCGCUGAAAAAUGCGAAUUCAAGGUGUAUCGACACGUUCAAAAGAAAGAGGGAGAAGUGUCUGUCAAGGUUGUCAAGAAGCCAUUUGAAGCCCUUAACCUAAGCGACAAAGACGCUUCGUACGCGCUCGUUAUCAAUCGUCACUUUGGUGACAAGUACGAGCUCACGAAAUUUACUCUUGCGAUCAAUUCAAAGCGUCUUCAAAAAUUCUUCCAAGAGCUUAUCUGUUCCUAUGCCACCGUCACAUCAGUUUUCAAAUCGUCUUUCACGCUGAAAAGCCCAUUCCAAAUUCUGCUACACCAUUGGGAAAAUUUUGAUGCUCGUCGGCAAUCAACAGAAGAUGUGAACGAGCGGAUGCAUCUCAACCUUUUAUUUGAUUUCAUGACACAUGAGAUCGGCCCGGAGAGAGAUGAGCUAUUGGCGAUGGUGCGAAAAACCCAAAUCAAGUAUCUGAAUGCGUGGUUUAUCUUCAUCUUCCGUCCCGGAGAUCUGGCUUAUACCAAAUUUCUGGGCUACCCACAGCUCUUGAGGUGUGAAAAAACAGCAUACGAAGAGAACCAGCGCCUAGCAAUCAUUACUGAGCUCCCUGUGUUUCCGCGCAAGUUUGUCUCAGAAGGAGACACCUUAGAAACCCAGCUUCGAGAGCGUGGCCAGAAGUUCCUAGCCCUCCGCGGUGUGCGUGUUCAGCACUAUGAUGGCCAGGCACAAUUCUUGAAAGAGCCGGAUUUCGAGUAUUUCCAUCCCUCCAUGCGAAUUUGA